This is a messenger RNA of Lytechinus pictus (painted urchin), 2849 nucleotides long. Its product is annotated as glutathionyl-hydroquinone reductase YqjG-like. Lineage: Eukaryota; Metazoa; Echinodermata; Echinoidea; Temnopleuroida; Toxopneustidae. The transcript has a single exon. The record is from RefSeq and is a predicted model, not a curated record. Gene Ontology annotation, cellular component: cytoplasm. Gene Ontology annotation, molecular function: glutathione transferase activity. The coding region runs from base 121 to 1101 and encodes 326 amino acids.
AUCAAAAUUAGCGAGUGAGCAUAGAGUUGAAUCAUUCCCCUAUUUCACCGAGGUGUGAUAGUUCUUUACUUGAACGAUAGGCUAUUCCUUGCUUAAUUAGUCAAUUAGGAGCAGUUUUUAAUGGCUUCUGCAAAGAUACAGAAGGUAGAACCACCUUCAUGGAAAGACAAUAUGUCGAAGAAAGGUGAAUUUAAACGCCGUGCAUCUGUGUUCCGAAACUGGAUAACUGCCGAUGGCGAAUAUCAGCCCGAGUUGGGACGCUACCAUCUCUAUGUCUCCCUCGCCUGUCCAUGGGCCCACCGCACACUCAUCCUCCGCAAACUAAAAGGACUAGAGGAUGCUAUUGGAGUCACUGUGGUAGACUGGUUUAUGGGAGAUAAAGGGUGGUUUUUCUCUGACGAUAAACCAAAAGCAUCACUCGAUACGGUUAACAAUUGUAAAUAUCUGAGGGAAGUUUAUGAAAUAGCUAGUCCUGACUACUCUGGACGCAUCACAGUGCCGGUCCUAUGGGAUAAGAAAAACAAGACCAUAGUCAACAAUGAGUCUUCAGAAAUUAUACGCAUGCUCAACAAGGAAUUCAAUACCUUCUCUGCCACCAAGGGACAACAAGAAUUAGAUCUGUGCCCUCCAGAUCUGUUGAGAGACAUUGAUGAAGUCAACUCCUGGAUCUACGAGAACAUCAACAACGGCGUUUACCGAUGCGGGUUUGCAACAAGUCAGGAAGCUUACGAUGAAGCUGCCGUCAAGCUCUUUGCCGCCCUUGAUAGAGCCGAAGAAGUGCUGUCUAAAUCCCGAUACCUUUGUGGAGAUCGACUGACAGAAGCCGACAUUCGACUCUUCACAACUCUCGUAAGGUUCGAUACGGUCUACGCCCAUCAUUUCAAGUGCAACAAGAAACGGAUCGUUGAUUACCCGAAUCUUUGGGGUUUCACCAGGGAUAUCUUCCAGAUUCCAGGAGUAAGUGAGACUGUAGAUCAAGAACACAUCCAGAAGCACUAUCAAGUGAGCCAUAAUAGCAUCAACCCACAUCGCAUUGUGGCCAUCGGUCCAGACCUCGACUUCAACAGUCAACAUGGCAGAGAUGUCCAAUUCCAGAAAUAGGUCGAGCGUGUUUUCUCAAAGAUUUAUUGCUACUUCCAUUCUACAGUUUAUCAUUUUUCAAUAAUCAUUUUAGAUUGUUUGCAAUCACAAUAGCUUCAAAAGUGCAGGAAACCAUGUCCAACAGAUUUGUUUUUCUUUAAUAUGCUCUAACAUUGUCAUUGUGAAUGUAAAAAUAUUAGAUUGUGUGCUUAUUAUGAUUUUUUUAUAAAUGUUGCUUAAAGAUAAACUAGUUUGAAUAAGGUAUAUAUUUUAAGACCAUGACAGGUAUAAAUUCCAAUCCUAUAUAAGGAAUCCUUAUACUAGUUUGCAUUGAACCUGUACGUUGAACGCUACUUGCAUAAUCAAUCACAAUGCUGAAACUGUUACCAAAGCAAACUGAUAAGUUUUCUUGUCUGGUUUUUUUUUUUUACUUCUAUAAGGUGAAAAAUGUUGUGGUUCUUUGCGUAUUUUGCAAGUCUGUAUAUACGGUGAAUGUAUUAAGAUAUUUUUGCUUAUAUACGUUUUGUUCCUAGGCCUAAUAUUGUGUAUUGUGUGAUUUGCAUCACCCCAAAUAAGCUGCGGAGAUCGCAGUAUUCACAUAUCCGAUGACUCUGCAUUUUCAAAACUAGAGUGAAUCGUUAUAUUAAACAUGAAUUGGUAUCUCUCUAUCAGAUAAUGUAAACAAAACUUAUUUGUAGUACAUUCCAAUGAUACCACUAUUGUCAAACACUAAGCAAAUGCGCACACAAUGGUAGUAUGUUAUUGGGAGUCUUACAACGGUUACUUCUAUAUUAUUAUUCUAAGAUGAUAUUAUAAGUUUUAAGAGUGUAGCUGACAAAUUAAAUAACACAGUAUGAAACUUAAAUAGGUUGCACAUUGUCUUAUGUCAAGUGGUUUUAGUAUUGAAGUGAUAACACAUACAUUAAAAGAUCAUGCCAUUCUCUCAUUUGUUGAAAAUAUUCAAAAGCAAAUUAAACCCUAUUUUUAGAACUUUGUUUUUUUAGCGAGAGAACUUAAUAUCUAUUCAUUUACGUAUAUAUCUAUUUAUUUAUUCAUUUAGUUAGUAAAUUGGUUACAGUUAGUUAGUUAUUCAUUCAAUUAUUGAUUCAUUCAUUCAAUUUUCAUUCGUUCAUUUAUUUAGUUAUUUGCAUAUGGAUACACACACACACAUCGUUAUGUUUAACUAACACUACACUACCACCCCCCUCCCCUCCCCCCCCCCCCCCCCUCUCUCUCUCUCUCUCAUUCCAUCUAAUGCUCAUCAUGUUAUCUCCUAUCGCUUCUACCUCAAUGUUUUCUUCGAUCUCAAUUUCUCUUAAAUAUCUUCACUGGUCAAUUUACUAUAAGGUUUUUACGGUUCACCCCCCCCCCUCACACAUACACACACACACACACUCACGUCACCCACCCACAAUCCACAUACACAAAUAUACAUCCUCGAUAUCUGUCUAUCUCCCUGUCUCUCCCUCUCCAUCCCGUCUCUAAUGGUUUACAUUCAUAAUAAAUGUAUACAUGUACAUUUCGACUAAUCGUGUGUCAUUAAUGAUCUCUCUUUCUCUCUGUCUGUCUGUCUGUCUCUCUCUCUCUAACAUACAAAUACACACCCUCACACGACGAUUACUCAAACCCAUACUUUCUAUUGUGACACCCGUAUUCACUUAACUUAUUUUAGCUAAUAAGUCAAAUAAAAAACAAACAGGAAAGUUCAUCAUGAAAUGUUAUUCUUUGGUAUAUAUUCUAUUAAAUGCUUCUGUCAUAAUACUUUGCAA